Messenger RNA from Austrofundulus limnaeus, 3351 nucleotides. It is a transcript of the gene rufy2, whose product is annotated as RUN and FYVE domain containing 2. Lineage: Eukaryota; Metazoa; Chordata; Actinopteri; Cyprinodontiformes; Rivulidae. The transcript is spliced from 14 exons. Bases 381 to 1982 code for a protein of 533 amino acids. Gene Ontology annotation, cellular component: cytoplasm. Gene Ontology annotation, molecular function: metal ion binding. The record is from RefSeq and is a predicted model, not a curated record.
GGUGCAGCACCGGGACCGUGGAGACGUCAACUGCCUCUCAGGUUUGCUGGCUGUAAACACCUCCAGCAACACGAUGUUGGGGAAAAGGCAGUUUUCGGUACUGUCCUGUCGCCUCCGGUUGUAGCGCACUGUGGGAGUGACGCCUUGUAGAGAUUUGGCAGCCCCGUAUACCGCGGGGACACUUGACCAGGACAGUUGAUUUCCCCCCGCUUUGGUUAGUUUUGCCAUCCUUUAGCCUGUGGUUUGUCGCACGGAUUUUUUUAUGCGAUGGUCAGAUGGUAAUUUGUGCAUAAAAGCUAGCUCGCUAACCGUUAGCACGCUUCAAACUGUGCUGUUUUCGCAUCGGGGAGCACAGCUAGCUCCUCUGGGAUCGGACGAACAUGGCAUCGACUGCAGAGCACGACCUGGCUCUGUCUGAAGCAGACGGCAGCAAAGACAAAGGUCAGGUGUUUGGGAUUUUGAGGCUCCAGGAGGAGAAAUCUGGUUCCGGAGACAAACCUUCCAGCAGCGGGAGCGGCAACGCGGUGAGAGGCGGAGGCGACGGCCGAUGGCAGGGUCCUAUCUUCGCCUUGGCGAGGAAAGCGUCCGAGACUAUCUCAGGGAGCAUUCACGUCCUGCCCAAAGUGUCGGAACACAGGACGUCUCUCCCGGGUGACUGGACCAUCCAAGCCAUGCGGGACCCCAUGGCCAUGGAGCGAGCCAACCUCCUGAACAUGGCAAAGCUCAGCAUUAAAGGCCUGAUCGAGUCGGCUCUGAGCUUCGGACGGACGCUGGACUCAGACUACCCUCCUCUGCAGCAGUUCUUUGUGGUCAUGGAACACUGCUUAAAACACGGUCUUAAAGUGAAGAAGUCCUUUCUGGGUUUUAACAAAUCUCUGUGGGGUCCUCUGGAGCUGGUGGAGAAACUGUGUCCAGAAGCGGCGGAGAUCUCUGCUUCUGUACGAGACCUUCCUGGACUCAAAACUCCGCUGGGCAGAGCCAGAGCCUGGCUGCGUCUGGCCCUCAUGCAGAAACGACUGGCCGACUACCUGCGUCUCCUCAUCACUCGAAAAGACCUCCUCAGUGAUUUUUAUGAGGAUUCAGCGCUGAUGCUGGAGGAGGAGGGAGCGGUAAUCGUAGGCCUGCUGGUGGGCCUGAACGUCAUCGAUGCCAAUCUGUGUGUCAAAGGCGAAGACUUGGACUCUCAGGUUGGAGUGAUCGACUUCUCCAUGUACUUGAAGAAUGACAUCGAUGAUUACAGGAGUGAGGAGAGGAACAGCCAGAUAGCAUCCAUUUUGGAUCAGAAGAACUAUGUGGAGGAACUGAACCGACAGCUGAAUUCCACAGUUCACGGUCUUCAGGGCAGAGUUGACUCUUUAGAGAAGUCCAACUCCAAACUGAUAGAAGAGCUCGCCAUAGCAAAGAACAACAUCAUCAAACUGCAGGAAGAAAACCAGCAGCUGAGGCGCGAAAACAACCUGAUUCUGCUUAAGACGCAACAACAUUUAGAGGUGACCCAAGGCGACGUGUUGGUGGAGAGGGACACGUACAAACAGUCCCGUCAGGGUCUGGAUGAGAUGUACAACGAGGCCAGGAGGCAGCUGAAAGAGGAAUGCCAGCUAAGACAGGAUGUGGAGAAUGAGUUGGUGGCUCAGGUGUCGAUGAAACAGGAAAUGGAGCUGGCUAUGAAGCUUCUGGAAAAAGAUAUUCAUGAAAAACAGGACACACUGAUCGGACUGAGGCAUCAGCUGGAUGAGGUUAAAGCCAUCAAUGUGGAAAUGUACCAGAAGAUGCAGUCCUCCGACGAGGAGAUGAAGAAGAAGAACGACGUGAUCAGUCGUCUGGAAGAGAAGACCAAUCAGAUCACUGCCACCAUGAAACAGCUGGAGCAGAGUGAUAAGGAUCUGCUCAGUCAGACCAGAACCCUUGCCAUGUCAUUUGUUAAGUGUGCUAGCACAGACACAGAGCACCAGUACAAGUUAGUGAAGGAUAUCUCCUUCUGAGGACCGACUGAACUUUACUGUAUGCUCCUGUUAUUUUACACACAACACUUUAAAACCAGUUUUAGGGUCUAAGAGCCACCAAAGAAUCAGGUGGAACUUGACAGCAUGUUUGGUUUGGUUUCCUGAGACGCUUUCAUCAACCAAAUCCUGGGACUCAUCGUGAACUUUGCUUUGGCGUUUUAUGUUUAAAUUACAUCCAGACAUGUUGGUAAUAAAUAAAACAAACGUUUUUGAAUGUUCAGACAGCUGCAUUUCAAGCAGCUGCAAGAGAACUGUCUUAAUUUUCACUUCUUUAAAGUAGUUUUAAAGAAACUAAAGACAUUUUGAAUUAAUUAUACACCACUUUUUAUUAACUCGUGUGUUUAGGCGUGCAUACAGAUGUUACACACUCUCCAGUAGUCGGUUUAUACGCUUUUAAGAUGGACAAUAAAGUAGUUUUGACUCUGAGAACUAAUACAGUUGUUCCUGUUGUAUUUAAACAGCAUUUUGUCAGAACAGUAUCGUAACGUAGCCCCACAGCGGUGUCCAUGUUGGCUCAGCUGCGAUAUCUGAAUAACCGUGCCUCUGCUGUUUGUUAGAGGAUGCUUUAAUUUCAACAGCUGAGCAGUAGUGUGAUAAUCACCUCAACAAUGUGACUAAAUGGAUUUCUCCUGCAGCCAUGAUUUCGUUCCAGUCAGUGAGGCUCAUAAAAGACCUGCGGUCAGACAGGAAGGUGCUCCUGCAGCCUCCUGCUUCUACUCUGGCUGGUUUUUGUUGCAUGUGUUAAACCUUCUGACCUGCCUAGGAUCUGUGUCUGAAAUCGGUCAGUAAGCCUUUACACACAGGUCAUGAGCUUUGAAAUUGGGCUUUAGAUAUGACAGUCAUCAUGUGAAAUUUUAUUGUUAUUAUGAAACCACUUGAUGGCAUCGCAAAAAGCAGUGGACUUUUUAUUAAAGAGAUUUUUUGACUACUGCUAAAUCUAAAAUUUGCACCCUCAACAUGUAAGAUCUAGUUAGUGUUUCACGAAAUAUAGUGUGGUUAAAAAAAUAAAAAAACUGGAAACGACUUGUUUCCUUCACAUUCACAGUCUGAAAAUUGGAAGAUCAGGUUUUUGUGUGAAUCAUGUUUUAUAUCUGGAGAACAGACUAGUCAACCAAGUGUAACAACUAGAAUCAUAGCUGUAAACCUCUGAGGGUUCCGCGUUGCUGUUUGUCUUAACAUAAUUGCUGACUCAUGAUGAUUAUAUACUGGGGAUUAACUCUGCUGCCUAUUGUGACUACAUGUUUAUACUUUCAUUUUGUAGAGAACUAAAGACCCAGUACAGCUGUUGAAAACUCACAAGUACAGUCUUUUACCACAGUGAUUAAUAAAGUUAAAUGUUUUGAAAAGU